Symbiodinium natans is the source of this 492-nucleotide messenger RNA. Lineage: Eukaryota; Dinophyceae; Suessiales; Symbiodiniaceae. The record is from the annotation of a GenBank genome assembly.
AUGGAGUUGCUGCAUCUUCUUCUGACCAUUGCAGCUUGCCGCAUGGCUUCAGCUGUGUCGUCAGACUACGCCGGCUCCAGCUACACGUCGAUGACAGUUACGACGGAGCGCUAUGCCUGCAGUGGCGAGCUCACUGGUGGCAACUCUGCAACGAAGAUCGCACAACAUGUGCUGGGUGACCGUUCUUGUUCAGGACAGGCUUCAUACUUCGCGUGCUCCGUGACGGGCUCUAAGGUUGGCCGCUUUGCUUGCGAUUCCUCCGACACCAAUGAAUCCAGUCCGAUUGAAGAGUAUGCAGUGGGUGGCUGUUUCGCCUGUGCCGACUAUGCUUUUCCCUGUGCUCGAAUCUGGUGGAAAGGAACCUACUACGAUGGGAAAUAUUUUAAGCCUGUCUGCAACAGUUACAGCCCAGGCUUAAACUCGGGGCAAUCGCCCGGUUGCCGUAUCUGGACUGCGGUGGUGGUCGUCCUCAUCAGCAUGGUCUGUUGCUGA